Effrenium voratum is the source of this 3486-nucleotide messenger RNA. NCBI's taxonomy places the organism in Eukaryota, Dinophyceae, Suessiales, Symbiodiniaceae. The record is from the annotation of a GenBank genome assembly.
AUGGCGGAGCACCCGCACUUCUUCUUCUUCUUCUUCUUCUUCUGCUUCUUCAAUUUGCAGCCGGUGUUAGACCUCCUGGAGCGGGAGUUCGCCGGGCUCCGGGCGGAGCUGGUGAGGGAGGUGAAAGGCGCUGCGCGCACGGCGCCCAACCUGGCCGUCCACGGCGUUCGCAGCGAGCACGAGGCCCUGCCCUUCGUUUGCAGCGAGUCUUCCGAUGGGAGCCACAUCGACAUGCGAGGCGGCACGACGUCGGACUCGGAGUGGCUGCUGCGGCGGCACAAGAGCUUCACCUCCGCCAAGAUCUUGGCGAAGCUCGGGGAGGAGGAGGAGAUCCAGGCGGUGCGGCGCCUGAGCCGGGGCACGGCCAAAGUUCGGCCCUGGUCGGAGGUGAUGGAGGAGGCGAAGGAGGAGGUGCAGCAGGCCUUGCGCUCCGUGGCGAAGUCGGAGGCCUCGACUGGCAAGGAGGCCAACCACUCGGAGGAGAGCGGGCAUCGCAUAGAGCCUCCUGAGGGCGAUCCCACGCCCAUGCUGAACGGCUCCCAGCUCUCUCCCGGCGAGAGGGUGUCGCCGAGCCGGUCGAGCCGGGGAGCCUCGAUGACGGAGAAGGCCUUCUCACUGCACAGGGGUGGAUCCAUGACCUCCUUGGACCUGAAACAGACCUCCUGGAUCCAGCGGAAGCUGAUGGGCCUAGUUGGCGCCAUGUGGUUCGAGUCCCUGUCCAUGAUCCUGCUGAUGGCCAAUGCCGUUCUGAUCGGGGUGCAGACGGACUACAUGGCCAUCAACAACAGCUCUUCGGUGCCCUUCGGUCUGAGGAUCACCGACCUCCUCUUCUGCGUUUUCUUCAGCAUCGAGCUAAUACUUCGGCUGGUGUGUUUCGGGCGCCGCUUCUUCACCAUGAACGGCUGCGCCUGGAACGUUAUGGACAUGCUGCUGGUCAGCGCGCAUAUGACCGAGGAGAUCUUGCUCCUCAUCGCGGAAGCGGAAGGGGGCCGGCUGGCCAACACCAACCCAGACGUGAUGCGGAUCAUUCGGGUGCUGCGGGCCAUCAAGGUGGUACGCCUGGUGGGGGCGGUGCGCUUCGCCCAGGAUCUGCAGCUGCUGAUCAACUGCCUCUUCCGCUCCCUCAAGCAAUUCUUAUGGUCCGCCCUGCUGCUGCUGUUGGCCAUCUACGUGGUAGCUGUCUACAUCACGCAGGCUGCCACGGCGUACCGACUGGAGUCCAACGAGGGCACCCACAAGGCGAACAUGCUGCGGUGGUGGGGGUCCAUGCCGCAGAGCGUGCUGUCCUUGUUCCAGGGGGUGACCGGCGGAGUGGACUGGCACCAGAUCUCCGACCCGCUGGUGGACGGCAUCUCUCCAUGGUUCGGACUGCUCUUCAUCGUUUUCAUGGCCUUUUGCAUCUUAGCCCUGCUCAACGUGAUCACAGGCACCUUUGUAGAGACGAUGAGCCAACAAGCCAAGGAGCUGCAGUUGAGGAAUCGGAUCUACCAGGCGCGGCGCCUGUUCCGCGAGAUCGAUCGGGACGGCUCGGGGUUUAUCAGCCCGGACGAGAUCCUAGACCACACAGAAACCCCCGCGGUGCUGGAGUUCUUCGAGACCAUCGACAUCGACCCCUCAGAGGCCAAGGGCCUCCUGGAGGUCAUCGAUAUCGACGGGAACGGAAAGAUCAACUUCGAGGAGUUUCUGGAAGGCUCGCUGCGCCUGAACGGGGCCGCGAAGAGCUCCGACCUGAUCAUGCUGGCACGAGAGAUGAAGCGCUUCCACGCGAGCCAGCUGAAGGAGCUUGAUUCGGUGAAAGCCAUGAUCACGCGGAGGCAGGAGUUUGCAACGAUGCGCACCGGCCUGGUCUCCGACCUGUCCUGGGAGCUGCAGGAAAUCUUGCUUCGAAGGAGUCCGGGUCGGCGUGGGACCUUUAACUCCGAAGAGUCAGGCGUCUCGGCCUGGAGCCAGGCGGGGCAGCACGACUGGAUGCAUCGGCACCAGAGGUCGUACCAGACGGCCAAGCUCAUCGAGCGGAUGCAGGCGGAUGACACGUUGGGCCCUACUGGGAGCAUGGGCAGCGGCCGCCGGAAGUCGCGGACUCGACGUUUGCCCCAGACCUUCUCCGAGAUGCCGCCCAUAGAGGCCUUCGCAGAGAGGUCUCUAGGGCAUCGCAUGCCCGUGCCCCUGGAGGUGCAGUCGCUGGAGACCCCGGCCUUGCUGGCGCCGAGUUUGCGGGUGGCCGGCAACGCGGAUGUUUCCCCGGAGCCGGACCCGGAGGUGUCCAAGGAGCCUUCGGAGACCUCCAGCAUCGAGAAGACCCCCAGCAACUUCAAGCCCUCCAUGGUGGAAUGGGCCUUCAGCAACCGCCCGCGGAGCAUGAACUUCGAGGAGCCGGCCUGGGCCAUCCAGCGUUGGCCUCUGCGCUUGGUGAACACCAAGAGCUUCGAGGCGCUCUCCAUGCUGAUGCUUUGUGCGAACGCGGUGACUGUGGGUUUGCAGACGGACCACAUGGCCGUUACCCUGGACUCUGAAACGCCCAGGACGCGCUCUGACCCCAUCGGAAGGUACGGGAGCCGGUUCCUCACCAUGUCGGGCUUCGCCUGGAACCUGCUGGACCUGACCCUCGUGACCGUCCAGGUCUCUGAGGAGCUGCUCCUCGCCCUCGCAGGUGGCCUGCAGUCCAACACCGAGGUGAUGCGCGUGGUGCGCGUGCUGCGGGCCAUCAAGGUGGUCCGCCUGGUGGGUGCGGUGCGAGUCGCCGAAGAUCUCCAGCUCUUGAUCAAUUGCCUGUUCUUGUCGUUGAAGCAGUUCAUGUGGGCAGUGAUGCUGCUGCUACUUGCCAUCUACGUCAUGGCGAUCCUGGUCACGCAGGCGGCCACGGCCCACCGCCUGGAGGCCCUGGCGGACGGGGGCUCCCCGACUCUGAGGAAGUGGUGGGGCUCCAUCCCCACGAGCGUGAUGAGUUUGUUCAAAGGCGUCACCGGUAGCCUCGACUGGGGCCAGCUGGCCGAUCCGCUCAUCCACGAGAUCUCGCCGUGGUUUGGGCUUCUGUUCUUCAUGUUCAUGUCAUUCUGUGUGCUAGCUUUGCUCAAUGUGAUCACCGGAACCUUCGUGGAGUCGAUGAGCCAGCAAUCCAAGGACCUGUAUCUGCGCACGCGGGUGGCCCAGGCGCAGCGGCUCUUCAAGGAGAUCGACCAGGACUCCUCCGGCUUCAUCUCCCCCGACGAGAUUCUGGAGCACACCAACAACCCGGCAGUGCAAGAGUUCUUUGAGACCAUCGACGUGCACCCGGCAGAAGCCAAGAACCUCCUUGAGGUUAUAGACAUCGAUGGGAACGGCAAGAUCAACUUUGUCGAGUUCGUGGAGGGUUCACUUCGGCUGAAUGGGGCUGCCAAGUCCUCCGAUUUGAUCUUACUGGCGCGUGAGAUGAAGCGGGUACACCAGAGCCAGAUCAAGGAGCUGGCUGACUUACGGAAGGCCCUGCUCCCGGACGAAGCGACCUGA